AUGCGCCGACUUUUCCCUCUGCCUGCUUUUGCUCUACGCCUCGUCGCCGGAGCUUGGGCCCGUGGUGGGACAAGCCCGGCCUCAGUCGGUAAGGGCCGAGUCCGGUUCUCGGCGACCGUUUCGUGGCCUCGUCCGCACUCAGUCCGAUACCGGGUUCGAGUCCCGCCCGAGGCUAGACACAGGCGAGCUAACACCAAAACUGCCCUCCUCGACUCAACAUUCAAGCGCCAACCAUUUGGAUUGACUCCAAGCGCCGGAAACGAGGAGCGUCUCGAUAUCGAGUUGAGCAGUGGCGGACUGUUUGCAGCGCGAUUGUGUCUAUCUUCAUUCAUGUGUAUGCGUGCGCGUGAGAGAGAGCGAGAGAGCGAAAGAGCAAUUUCGCUGCCUCCUCUUUCAUGUGGACCCAGGUCCGAGUCUACAAUCGCUUCCGAUCUGGCCGGGUCAGGCAGAAGCCGUCAUGACGAUGCGAGAGAAGAAUUGCGAUUUGAACAACGUCGACAAGACCAAGUUCCACUGCCUUCCGGUCCCGGGGAAGAAGACGAAAACAUUUUCGAACGAAGCCGUUUCAGCAAUUCUUAA
This is a messenger RNA of Protopolystoma xenopodis, 579 nucleotides long. The record is from the annotation of a GenBank genome assembly. NCBI's taxonomy places the organism in Eukaryota, Metazoa, Platyhelminthes, Monogenea, Polystomatidea, Polystomatidae.